GAUGAGGAUGUUCUCGAAGCAAGCAUUGCCACGGUCAGCUUCGGCGCGUUGCAGCAGGCCCGCGAUGCGCUGUUGCGGAAGCGUAAACGAGGCUCAGACGUUGACGAACGAGAUGACGAUGAAGAGAAACUAGAAGCGUUGCGAAAGCGUCUGAGGCAGAUCAAGAAGCAGAAGGCUGCAGGGACCGAACCGGAAGAAGUGCACUCUGCCGGCCAAAAGCGCCGUGUAUCGCGGUUCGCGAAGAAGGCUGUAGACGAAGAUCGCGACGAUGCAAGCGACUCCGACUCAGCGCCUUCGGAAGAAGACACAACAUCCCACCAUCAACGCUCCUCCAAACACGCCCCCACCGCCCAAACCUCCCGCCGCCAAGUCACCCGCAAACGAACCGUCAUCGACGUCCCUAAACGCGUCAUCCGAGACCCACGCUUCGACGCAAUCCACGACUCCGCCUUACCCACCAACGACAACAUCUCAAAAGCCUACUCCUUCCUCCACGACUACGAGCGCGGCGAGAUUGCCGAGCUGCAAACCGCGCUCAAGCGAACCAAAGACCCUUCCGACCGCGAGACUCUCAAACGCAAGAUCAACAGUAUGGAGAACCGCCUCAAGACGCAAGCGACUAAAGAACGAGAGCAGGAAGUUCUGCGGAAGCAUCGGAAGGAGGAGAGGGAGCGGGUGCAGCAAGGGAAGACGCCUUACUAUUUGAAGAAGAAGGAGGUGAAGGAGCGCGCAUUGGUGGAGAGGUUCAAGGGCAUGAAGGGCAAGGAGAGGGAGAAGGUCAUGGAGAGGAGGAGGGUGAAGGAAGGGCAGAAGGAGAAGAAGAGGAUGCCUAAUUUACGA
Messenger RNA from Baudoinia panamericana UAMH 10762, 840 nucleotides. RefSeq lists its product as uncharacterized. The transcript has a single exon. NCBI's taxonomy places the organism in Eukaryota, Fungi, Ascomycota, Dothideomycetes, Mycosphaerellales, Teratosphaeriaceae. The record is from RefSeq and is a predicted model, not a curated record. The annotation marks the transcript as partial. Gene Ontology annotation, biological process: maturation of SSU-rRNA from tricistronic rRNA transcript (SSU-rRNA, 5.8S rRNA, LSU-rRNA). Gene Ontology annotation, cellular component: nucleolus; 90S preribosome.